UUUUUCGACAGACGACGGGAAAUUAUGCGCAGCGCGGUGUUGUGGCUAUUUUUUUUAUUUAUUUUUUCGUAAAUAUGCCUGUACAUACAUACCGCAUUGUGCAUAAUUGUAAUGAAGUGCAAAUAUAAAGUGUACGCCCCGAAAGUGAUGAAUGUGCAUUUGGCUUCGGCUUUCUACUUAGAGUAACGCUAAAAGCAGCAGCAGCAGCGCCGCAUGUGUGUGUGUGUUUUGGGAAAGAGGAGAGAAGCAAGCGAACGGAACGGAACGAACGACGGCGACCAAAGGAAUAUCGCAAAAAGUUGCUGCAACAGCAACAACGUGCCUAACGGCAGCAGAGGCAGCAGCAACAAAACGUUUGUAAACUAGAGUGAGAGGCUGGAGCUGGAAAAUCAACUUGUCGUUGCGCUGGCGACACAACAACAAAAGCAACAACUAAAUAACAAACGCUCGGGCAGAAUUCACGCGUCGUCUCGCCGUCUCUUACAUUUCAUACUCUGUCACCAUCGCCAUCAUCAACGCCAUCGCACUCUUGCAUCGCUGCACAGACGAUCCGGCGUCGCUACAUCAUCAACAUUUGUGCAUCAACAACAUUUGUACAUCAACAUUGAGCUAACAUAACAUUCAGCAGUGACUGCCCAUCAUCUCAACGCUAUCAUCGCUACCAUCUAUAUCUAUUCGCCAUCAUCAUCAUCUAUCAGCACCGACUACGCCGCGAGCCGAGAAGAGGCAACUGCGCUAACUAUCGCUAAUAGUAGCAGCAGCAACAAUAACAAAGAUAUAAAAAAUGCCCAGAUGCGAUGUGAAAACUCGUUACAUUCCGGCGACAUUCGCAUGGAUUGUGCUGCUGCUGACUACAUUUCUCUUCUUCUUCUAUCCCUGUCAGUACUAUGUGAAAACGCAUCCCUGGGUGCUGGCCUACCAGGGCGUCAUCACAUUUUUCGUGAUUGCCAACUUCACGCUGGCCACGUUCAUGGAUCCGGGGAUUAUACCCAAAGCCUCAUCCGACGAAGACUGCGAGGAGGAAUUCCGCGCACCGCUCUACAAGAAUGCCGAAAUCAAUGGCAUUACGGUUAAAAUGAAGUGGUGCGUCACCUGCAGAUUCUAUCGACCGCCACGCUGUUCCCACUGCUCCGUAUGCAAUCAUUGCAUCGAGACGUUCGAUCAUCAUUGUCCGUGGGUGAACAAUUGCAUAGGUCGGCGCAAUUAUAGAUUCUUCUUCUUCUUCCUUGUCUCACUCUCCAUACACAUGCUGAGCAUAUUCUCGCUCUGCCUCUUCUACGUGCUCAAAGUGAUGCCGAACAUCAGACAGACGGCGCCGAUUGUCGCCAUGAUACUGAUGGGCCUGGUCACAGUGCUGGCGAUACCCAUUUUUGGUCUCACGGGCUUCCACAUGGUGCUGGUGUCGCGGGGUCGCACUACCAACGAACAGGUGACCGGCAAGUUCAAGGGCGGCUACAAUCCGUUCUCGCGCGGCUGCUGGCACAAUUGCUGCUACACGCAGUUCGGACCGCAGUAUCCCAGUCUACUCAAGCCAAAGAAGUACGCAUCGCGACGCUCGCAGACGCAGAACCAAGCCAUUAGCACUAUAUGCAACGAUCGGACCAAUCAACAGACUAACGCCUCAGCCGCUGGCAGCACGGCGACCGUAACGGGAGCCGGUGGUAAUGGCAACGUUGUCGCCGGCGUUGGCGUCGCUGGCAUCCGCGGCGGCACCGCUGUUCAAUAUUCGCCCCACUCCUACUACGAGUCCAAUCGGGAGAAGCGUGGAAUACAGGUAAAGACUUAUAUGGCCGAGGGCAAUGGUUAUAAUCAACGGUCGGGCAGCACAACGCUUUAUAGUAAGCUGUCGCCUGGUCGCGAGUGCUCCGACGCAGAUCUGGAGCCACCGCCUGCCUCACAGAGUCAAGACUGCGAGCCGACGCCGCCGCUGCAGCGCCACAAUUCGAGCAACUUCUAUCUGCCCCAAGUGAGCGACAACCCGAUGGUGGCCCUAAACAACGGCAACAUUGCCAGCGGCGCCGGCGGAGCUGCACAGCCCGCAGGCGGUGGCGACUCCCCGCGUCAUCUGCGCAUGUAUCAUCCCAGGCACAGUCCGCAUGCGCGGCCCAGGGGCUUGGAUCCGCAACGUGGCUAUACGAGCGAUGCGCUCUCGCCGGAUCAUGGUGGCGGCUUCGCGAGCAAUGGUCAGCCGGGCAUGGCUGUGGCACAAAGCCAGCGCAGUGGGAACACCACCACGCCCACCAUGCAGCGCAUCAAGCCUCUGGGCGUGGCCACACCGCUGGUCAUGGCCAGUCCAGUGAGAAGAUCGAAUCCGGGCACGCCCACGCAGCCACGACGCCCCGACUUCAUUGGCCUCAAUGCGCAAGCAGCACAACAACAGCAGCAGCAGCAGCAGCAACAACAACAGCAGGCGGCCGCCGCCGCAGCAGCAGCAGCAGCAGCUUACUAUGAGUACACGACCGGACUGCCGCCGCAGCAUCCACAAGCGCCAACCAUACAGCAGCAGCAGCAAAUGCUGCUACAGCAACAGCAGCGCGUCAUGUUGCAGCAUCAACAGCAACAACAGCAGCAGCAACAGCAAGCGCUGCAGCAGCAGCAACAAUCGCUGGCACAGGCUGCCUAUGGCGGCAGUCCACAGCGUCGCUUUCUCUCCGAGGGUGAGCUGGUGCGUCAGGGCGCCGGCGGCAAUGAGCUGAGCUAUGCGCGCUCCAACAACACGGUGGACAACAUACGCGAGCUGGCCGGCAGUCCGCAGCGCGGCGUUUACAUGUGGAAGGACACCUCGCCCGGCUUUGGCAGCAGCGGCGCCGGCCCGCCCAGCGUCAGCAUUGGCAGCAGUGCGGGCACACUGCCAAGCAGCGGCAACAGCGCCAAUGUCAUGCAACACGCCCAGUACAUCACAGCCGGCGGCAACGCCCAUCCCUUGAUCAUGACCCACUCGCGACUGCAGGACUACGCCAAUCAGCAGCAGCAACAGCAGCAGCAGCAACAACAGCAGCAGCAGCAGCAGUCGGCAGUGGCCGCCUCAUAUCAUCGCUCCAAUCCCACAAGUCCCACAACCAUGCCACAAACCUCUGCCGCCCAAACCUACAUUUUGCGCUACGGCGGCGGCGGCAACGUCUCGGGCAGCAGCGGCAGCAUUGCCAACGUGCCCGCCGCCAGCAACGUAGCCAUUGGCUAUCAGCCACAGCUACGCGGCGGCGUCGCCGUCUUUCCGCCCAACCCGCUGGUGCAGCCGCAGCCCUCGCCGCAGAUCAAACGCAAGCAGACGCCCACGCGACCCAUGAGCUUUGUGCGCGCCCUCGAAAUGACCGACUCGAUGGAGAUGCAGUCCAUGGAGCAGCAGCAGCAACAGCAGCAGCAGGCCGUGGCGCGCAACAAUGGCGGCCUGCCCAGCGGCAUUGUGGCCAGCAGCAUGGCCCAGCAGAGUGCGGCAGCUGCGGCUGCAGCAGCGGCGGCGGCAGUCAAUCGCAAUGCAGCCGCUGCAGCGGCAGCGGCGGCAGCCAACGCCAGCGGCACGCCCGAUCGCGCCAGCAUCUACGAUAUGAACUAUGAGAUCUCCGUAUAACCCGUGGUUGUGCCCGUUGUCAUCAUGCCACCCGCCUCAUCAAUCAGCAGCAGCAGCAACAGUAGCAGCAAUGCGGCAGCAACAGCAGCAGCAGCAUAUUAUGCACAACAGCAACAGCAGCAGCAGUUGCAACUGCAGCGCGCUAUUUUAAUGAGUGCAGCGGAGCCAGCAGCGUACGCAUCGGUGCCCGUGCUGGCCGCCAAGCAGAGCAACGGGAGCAGCACUCACAUCGGCAACAGCAACAGCAGCAACAUCAACAUCAACAGCAACAGCAGCAACAUCAAUCACAGCCAUCUGAGCAAUCUGAGCUUGAGCAAUAUUAGCAAGACGCCAAAUAAGCGAAAGUUCUCCACGUUCUUCUAAAGUUUUUCGGGCAGAAACCAACUUUUGUACAUAGAUUAAUCUAAAAACAACAU
Messenger RNA from Drosophila busckii, 3984 nucleotides. RefSeq names its product palmitoyltransferase app (gene Zdhhc8). NCBI's taxonomy places the organism in Eukaryota, Metazoa, Arthropoda, Insecta, Diptera, Drosophilidae. The record is from RefSeq and is a predicted model, not a curated record. Gene Ontology annotation, biological process: protein palmitoylation. Gene Ontology annotation, molecular function: palmitoyltransferase activity. Bases 785 to 3568 code for a protein of 927 amino acids. The transcript has 11 exons.